AUGAGUCCGAUUGCAAAUAUCCCGUCGCCGAAGCUGCCAGUGUUGACGUUCUGGUACGAGUUCUAUUACGACGUGAUCAAAAGGGGGAAAUACACAUACAAGAUAGCUGAACUCCACGAUGGAAACGAAGGACCCAUCGUUCGUAUCAGCCCCUACGAUGUGCACGUCAACGAACUAGAAUUUCACGACAAACUCUACGUAGACAGCGCUCGCCGAAGAGAUCGAUGGUCCCGGGCAGCCAAAGCAUUCGGCCACCUGGGAUCCACGUUCGCUACCACCAGCGAGGAUCAGCAUUGGACCCGCUGCAAGCCGAUCAACAAAGUAUUUCUCGCGGCAGGCGGUCGCCCAGCCGGCGUUGCACCUUCAGUCUUGCCUCGCCGAUUUUUGCGCGCGCCCUGGAGCGUUUUCGAGGGGCCAGACAGAGCGCCGAACUCGAAUCCGCGUUUCUACAGAUACAUGAUCGACGUCGUCUCUACCUUUGCCUUCGGCAAAGCGUUUGGCAGCACAAAGAGCCACAACUUCGGACUGGAGUGGCAGAGGCUCUUCAUGAGCUGGAGCGAGAUGGCCUAUCUGAGCAAACAGUUUGGGUCGCUGGGGGCCGUGAUAGAGUCACUGCCGGACGGGCUCCUUCAGAAGAUAAGCUCCGCCAUGAGUCUUGUCAUUCGAUAA
This is a messenger RNA of Verruconis gallopava, 669 nucleotides long. RefSeq lists its product as uncharacterized. The transcript is spliced from 2 exons. Lineage: Eukaryota; Fungi; Ascomycota; Dothideomycetes; Venturiales; Sympoventuriaceae. The coding region runs from base 1 to 669 and encodes 222 amino acids. The record is from RefSeq and is a predicted model, not a curated record. Gene Ontology annotation, molecular function: heme binding; monooxygenase activity; oxidoreductase activity, acting on paired donors, with incorporation or reduction of molecular oxygen.